UCUCGCGCAACCCUUUUGUACGCGCGCCGCGCUGGCUGUGGCUGCUGCUGCUGCUGCUGCUGCUGCUGAAGAGGAGUAAGAGAGAGAUAGAGAGAGAGAGAAAGAGCGGAGAGGUGCCUCUCCGACGACAUGCGAAGAGACGCGUCCGACGCGACGACGACGGACGACGAGCGAGGAUCGCAGACAGCCCUGGUGAGCGACGAGAAGCAUCCAUGGAACUGAAAAUCCUCCUGUGGGUUCACAUCGUGGGAAUUUGCUCGGGUCUGCGGGGAGUGCGCAUCCAGAUACCGACGGCCGUGAAGAAGGGCGACUCGGCGACGCUGAAAUGUUGGUAUGACCUCGAGGGCGACCCGUUGUACGCCGUCAAAUGGUACAAGGGCGGUCGGGAGUUUUAUCGCUACGCCCCGAAUGAGAAUCCGCCCGUCAAGACGUUCCCCAUCGGGAACCUGACGGUGAAGAAAACGGAGAGCAACGCGACGCAGGUCGUGCUGACGAAGUUGGAAUUGGAGGCGGCGGGCGCGUACAGCUGCGAGGUGUCAGCCGAUGCGCCUUCCUUUCACACGGCUAUAGUUAACGCGGCGAUGAACGUCGUGGAAUUGCCCUCUGAGAUGCCGUCGAUACAGGGACUAAAGAGGAAAUACCGCGUCGAGGAUCCGCUACGUUUGAACUGCACAUCCGGCCGGAGCAAACCCGCCGCGAAUCUCACUUGGUAUAUCAACGAUCGACAGCCUCUCAAGUCGCACGUCCGCACGUACGGCCCGCUCGACACGAACGAAUCGGAGUGGCAGAUCUCGCAAAUUGGGCUCCAGUUCCUGGUUACGCACGAUCACUUUGUCAGCGGCAAGCUGAAGAUACGCUGCAGCGCGUCGAUAUACGACAUUUAUUGGCAGAGCACGGAAGUCAGCGCCGAGGAGGACCGGCCGCGGGUGAUACACUACGAGCCGGCCGCGACUAUCGUCGGCAUCAACUACCUCCAGCCACCGCCAAAUUUUCAGACCGGCCAGAAGAAGCCCGACGGCCAGGUUGGGGUGAAAGUGCUGGGAUCGUCCACGGUGAGCCUGCGGCCGUCGGCGAGGAUCGUUUUGGAAUUGUUUGCGCUUCUUCUAAUCGUCAUUCGUUAAAGGCAUAUAGUGCAUCGCUCGAGGAACGCGCUUUGGAACACUUUGCGUACGUCGACGUGUUUGUGAGAGAAAAGGAGGAGAAGGAGGAGGA
Messenger RNA from Vollenhovia emeryi, 1212 nucleotides. RefSeq lists its product as uncharacterized. The record is from RefSeq and is a predicted model, not a curated record. Lineage: Eukaryota; Metazoa; Arthropoda; Insecta; Hymenoptera; Formicidae. The transcript has 6 exons. The coding region runs from base 213 to 1121 and encodes 302 amino acids.